Molecule: messenger RNA, 1195 nt
Organism: Mollisia scopiformis
Lineage: Eukaryota; Fungi; Ascomycota; Leotiomycetes; Helotiales; Mollisiaceae
Exons: 2
Coding region: 152-1117 (321 amino acids)
Source: RefSeq, a predicted model, not a curated record
CGAGAGGAGAGAGGAUGACAUAGCCACUGUCAUCGCUGCAAAUGGCCAAACAGGAGAUGUGCAGCUCAGAAAACUACAAUAUUUGGAGAGACCUUGGGGCUGGUCGUCAAUAACGGUGCCGCUAUUCAAUCCUGCAGCAGGACCAGGUGCAAUGGCAGACCAACAAGUGGCGGAACCGGCGAUUGUGAGAGUAACCAUCAACGGAGAAGGUGUCGAUGUUCCUAUACCACGUGUGUUUUAUACUGGAAUUCACGAGGGAAGAGAUAAUCCUAUGGAUCUAGGCCAGGUGGGAACAAAACAAGGCCUGCGGCCGCUCUGGGCAGCUCUUGGAGGACCAGUAGGAGUCGUGGCGCAAAAUGCUACAAGGCCCGUGGUCCCAAGGGGCCCAGGAUAUGUGAGAAGGCAGAAGGCAAAAGUCAGAGCGGCUAUUCUCGCUAUCAUUGCCAGAAAUGCUCCCGCACCCGCUGCCAGGCCGUCUAAUCCUGUCGUGUUGCCAAUAUACAGGUUGAGAGAAAUGAUUACAGCAACAAGGACACAACCCGUAUUCCUAUUGGGCGAGCCAGUGAGAUUGUGGAACAGUACUCCUGAUGCAGAUGGUAAUGUAGCGAUCGUGGACUAUGAAGGGCACAUCGGAUUCGUCCCAAUGGACGUGUUGAUACCUCCUAGAAGACCAUGGGGUCUUAUUCUUGACAGUGCCCGAGUUCCAGCCGAAUUCCUCACCACAGGUACUCCUUUGCUGACAGCUUGGCGCGAUGGAGUGCAGGUCGUGCUAGGCCCUCUACCCAGAGGACAGGAACCCAGAAGGCCUCCACCCGGAUCACCUCCGGCCGAAUCACCUGCGCCAGGCCGACGCAAGCGGGCCAGAAGAGGAGCGGCAUCUAGAUCGCCACGAAGAGGCCGACGACGAAGGCGGCCCGACAACAUCAAUACUGCGGGGGCAGCGGGUAGACCUAGAAAUGGUUUCACCGAUGAUGAAAUACUUGAUCGAAUAGCUGACUUGGACAGUCCUAGAGCUAGAGAAGUGAUAGACCAUGCAGGUAGAGAGGCGGGCUAUGUUACUGGCAACUUUAACUUAGCGUUCAACGUAGAUUACGAAAUAGGGAGACAAGAGCCUUGAGGGAACCAAAGGGCUUCUUUCUUUAUUCCUUGAUGUAGGCACUUGUUGGAUUUUUUGAGCUAUCUUGCUGCAUUUGUU